This is a messenger RNA of Oncorhynchus tshawytscha (Chinook salmon), 2742 nucleotides long. Its product is annotated as protoporphyrinogen oxidase. The record is from RefSeq and is a predicted model, not a curated record. Gene Ontology annotation, molecular function: protoporphyrinogen oxidase activity, oxygen as acceptor. The transcript has 13 exons. Lineage: Eukaryota; Metazoa; Chordata; Actinopteri; Salmoniformes; Salmonidae. The coding region runs from base 150 to 1604 and encodes 484 amino acids. Gene Ontology annotation, cellular component: mitochondrial inner membrane. Gene Ontology annotation, biological process: heme biosynthetic process.
UUUCCAGCAAAGAAGACGAAAUUAGUGAUUGUAAUUGGUUGUUCAAAGCAGCAACGACGAAGUCCGCUAUCAUCAAUGGUAUGUCACGGAGGUUCAUGAGUCGUGACUCCAACUUUAGACCGCAAAAGAGCUGGGCAUCCUAGGGCUGAAUGCAGAAGACGGUGGCUGUCCUGGGAGGGGGGAUCGGGGGCCUGUCAGCCUGCUUCCACCUCAGCAAGAGCCACCAGGUCUCCAAGAUAGUGCUGCUGGAGGGGGAUGGACGGUUCGGAGGCUGGCUAAGUUCAACUCGUAGGGAGGAUGGAGCUGUGUUUGAACAUGGACCCAGAGGGAUACGACCUGCAGGAGCCGUGGGACGAAACACACUCAACAUGGUGGAAGAGUUGGGGCUGGAGAGCGAGGUCCUCCCAGUCACCUAUGAUCACGUGGCCUCUAAGAACCGUUACCUCUAUGUGGGAGGCCAGCUACACAAGAUGCCUUCUGGCUUAGGUGGAGUAGUGCGUACAGUCGCUCCGUUCUCUCGUCCUCUGGUCCAGAGCGUACUGAAGGAGAUACUGAUCAGCAGAGGAAAGGAGGAGGAUGAGUCUGUUCAUUCCUUCGUGUCGAGAAGGCUGGGCACUGAGUAUUCUCCUCUUCUCUCUCUGCAUCUUGCAGACAUUGCCAUUGACAGCCUGUGCAGGGGAGUGUUUGCAGGGGACUGCAGGAAGCUGAGUGUGCGCUCUUGUCUCCCGCCACUCUACAACGCAGAGAAGGCCAGAGGUUCCAUCAUCCUGGGAAUGUUGCUGGGCCCAGGCCCUGGACCAGACGAACUCUCCUCUACCCUGACCAAGAGGGCUGCUCAGGAGAACUGGGCCCAGUGGUCACUGAAGAGGGGCUUACAGAACCUUCCGGAAGCCCUGGAGGAGAGGAUGAGGAAUGGGGGACGUGUAGAGGUGCAUAAAGACACCCCUGUGAUGGGGCUAAGUACUAAUGGCACCGGCUGGGAGAUUCAACUGGAGGACGGCACCAUCAAAGCUGAUCAUAUCAUUGCUGCUCUACCAGCAAAAGCUCUGGUCUCAGCACUUCUCACUGCUGCACAGCCCCUGUCACAGCAGCUACGUGAGAUCGCCACAGUAACCGUUGCCAUGGUAAACCUGGAGUACGAGGGUUCCGUCCUGCCUGUCACGGGCUUUGGCCACCUGGUGCCAUCCUCAGAAGACAGAGGUCUCCUAGGGGUGGUCUAUGACUCUGUUCCCUUCCCCCAGCACAACCGCACUGGGGGACCUACCACAAGAAUAACAGUGAUGAUGGGCGGGGCCUGGUUCCAGGAAGUGUUUGGGAAUCCAGAGGAAUUGACGGAGCAGCUCCUCCUGGACAGGGCCACCCAGGCGGUGACAUCACACCUGGGCGUUACCACACUACCUAUCUGGAGCGCCGUUGCACUGCUCAAGGACUGCAUUCCUCAAUAUUACCUUGGACACCGGAAACGACUUGAAAAUAUGAGACAAUACAUCAGAGACCACAAUCUACCACUUAGUCUGGCUGGGUCCUCUUAUGAUGGCGUCUCGGUCAAUGAUGUCAUCUUCAGUGGACGGACGGCAGCAGAGGGCCUUGUGGGAAAAGUCUAACCAGACGUUCAGGUUCCCAACCAUGGAUAUAAGCUUAUAUUGUGAAAGAUCUUGUUUGUUUCCCUCAUCGCAUUGCGUUCUACAUUUAGUUUUGCUUUUACACAACUGUAUCACAACCGGCCAUGAUUGGGAGUCCCAUAGGGCGGUGCCCAAUUGGCCCAGCGUCGUCCGGGUUUGGCCGGUGUAGGCCGUCAUUGUAAAUAAGAAUUUGUUCUUAACUGACUUGCCAAGUUAAAUACAAAUACUAAUAAAAAUGUAGAUACAAUUUACUAGUCACCCUCUGCAUUUAAGCCCUCUGCAAAGGGAUGUCAUUAUUUUGUGCAAUAUUCCUGAUUUAUAAGCAGCAUAUUUAUGAAGUUUUCCAUUUCUAUCUCAUUUGGACAAAGUACAGAUUGAUCCUCUAGAGAUGAUUCUAUGUCUGAGACAUCACCACUAGCCUGGAAACCACAGGUAACCCACAGAACAGUUCUCAUUCUAAUAAAAUAUUGUUUUUGAAAUCAAGGGCUGGAUGAAAGUCAUAUGUCGUCACUACGUAAAAUGGAACCACAAUCUGAACUGUUUUAGGAUGAUUUGUCCCCGUAACCUUACUUCAAGGAUUUAAUUUUCCAUGCAGUAGUUCAAAAUGUAGAGUAACAUUUUAAAUUCAGGAUGAGAUUUCAUAUUUUAGUUAUGGUGCCUUUUUGCUAACAGAAAUCACCACCCCUUCAUGAAUGUACAGGCAUAUUUCAUGUGGGAGACAUGUUAAAGAUGUGAUAAUCAGUGGUGUGUAUAUCCCUACUCCAACUGUCCUUUCCAGCCAUCCAUUUUUUACCCUAUCCUCUCUGUGAAUAUAGCAGACAAAAAUCUAUUAUUAUUAUGGUAAAGUAUGUGCGCGUAACAGAACCACACAGACUGAUGCGAUGAUCUCGAUAUGGUGAUCUAUCAUGUAUUUGGAAUCUAAUUACGAUAUUGAAAAACUUUAAUUUAUAGAGUGCAUGUACAGUGGCAAGGGGAUGGCUUGAUAAUGUAUUUUUAUACACAACUUUAUUAUUUGGAGAAUGUUGCAGAGCAAUAAAUAUGAUGCUUUAUCUUGUCUGUCAUGGACUGUCUCAGUGAAGGACAAAUUGUCUGUAAAAAAAUAAAUAAUGUUUGGCCUGCA